AUGUCAGGAUCAGCCCCAGAGGAGCCUCAGAUCUCCAUUCCUCAGAGCACAGCUAGUGUUCCUGAUCCUGCUCCCGUUGCUGUCGGACCUGGAGGGCCAAGUGACAUUUCCUUUGGUGAGCAAAAUCUUAGCUUCACCACCACAGACGUCAGCCUGGUGGAGAUGAUGGAAAUUGAGUAUAUGCAGCUGCAGCACAUACUUUACUCACAUACGGAGAUACAAGCUAGCGAAGGUGAAGUGGAAGCUAGGCUCACUUCUUUCUCCCCGCCUGGUAAUUCUGCAGCCACCCCUCUGAAUACCAGUCAGGAGGGCUGUCCCUCAAGCAGCUCUGGGAGCCAGCCGGUUUGCCCAGUUACAUGUCAGUCAGGAUUACCUUCUGACAGCCAUUUGCUCGGUUCAAACACACAUUUGGGCUGUGCUGACUUUCAGGAUCUCAGAAUGUUGUUGCUUAGCGAGCCUAACAUCCCUUUGAACCAGCCAGAUAAAAUGCCUAACAGUAGCUCUGUAGAAGUCCCAGGACACAGUUUAGUGAAAGUUAAACAUGAUGAAAAUUUUGUUGGGGCGAAUAAAGGAAACAUACUUGUUGAAAAUUCGGCACUGGCACCAGAGCCUAGAUCUAAAUCUGCAGUCAGAGUUCGGUUGGAAGACAGAUUCAGCAGCAUCCAGACAGAAAACCCCAGAUGUCAAGAACCCCAAGAAUCUGGAGUAACUCUUAACAAUUUAGUGACACUGGUUCGACAGCCGUCAGAACCGAUUGGUGUUCCUCUUCAUCAGCAAGACAACAAGUGUGCCGCAUUUGGGAAAAGUAAGACGGCACCUGCCACCCCUUCUUUACAGUUCACAUACCCGUUAUUUACUAUGAACACGUGCUCUUCUGCUGGGAGUGCUAAUCCUUCACAAGCACAGACCUCUGGAGCACCUUGCACUAUUUUGGACGCUGCCAAACAUCAAGACCUUGGGUUACCCAAGACAUUGUCUUUCUGCUAUCAGGAAGUUGAAUCCACAAAACAGGAAGUAGGUGCCAUGAAUAAACCUUUGCCUGAGGAAGUUUGGCUUAAAGGCGGAGACACUUUAUGCAAGCACUCGAUGAAUAGAAGAAGUUGCAGCCGAAUGAGCCCAAACAUAGACCGGAAACCUCUUACUGAAAUUCAGAACAUGCAUGACGUUGGCCAGGGCUCUGCAUCUGCCACGUGCUCUUGGCAGCCAGCGCUGUCCAGUUCCAGUCUGCAGGUGCACAGUGGUGCCCAGGAUGGGACCGCUCAGCGAAGGGAAAGACAUAACCGCAUGGAGCGAGACAGAAGGCGCAGAAUCCGGAUUUGUUGUGAUGAGCUGAAUCUCCUGGUCCCGUUCUGUACCGUUGAUACUGAUAAGGCAACAACUUUACAAUGGACAACGGCGUUUCUGAAGUACAUUCGGGAAAGGCACGGUGAUUCUCUGAAACAGGAAUUUGAGACUGUGUUCUGUGCUAAAACAGGCAGGAGACUAAAAAUAGCAAGAUCAGACUCGUUUGUAACAUGUCCAAUGCAGGAAAACACACGUGUCUACGGAGACCAAGUAGUCUGA
Mesitornis unicolor (brown roatelo) is the source of this 1563-nucleotide messenger RNA. It is a transcript of the gene TCFL5, whose product is annotated as transcription factor-like 5 (basic helix-loop-helix). NCBI's taxonomy places the organism in Eukaryota, Metazoa, Chordata, Aves, Mesitornithiformes, Mesitornithidae. Bases 1 to 1563 code for a protein of 520 amino acids. The transcript has 6 exons. Gene Ontology annotation, biological process: regulation of DNA-templated transcription; spermatogenesis. Gene Ontology annotation, cellular component: nucleus. Gene Ontology annotation, molecular function: DNA-binding transcription factor activity, RNA polymerase II-specific; protein dimerization activity; RNA polymerase II cis-regulatory region sequence-specific DNA binding. The record is from RefSeq and is a predicted model, not a curated record.